Messenger RNA from Helianthus annuus (common sunflower), 867 nucleotides. RefSeq lists its product as uncharacterized. Lineage: Eukaryota; Viridiplantae; Streptophyta; Magnoliopsida; Asterales; Asteraceae. The record is from RefSeq and is a predicted model, not a curated record. The transcript has a single exon. Bases 1 to 867 code for a protein of 288 amino acids.
AUGAAUGUUCUUAAAGAAGGACCUUGGAUAAUUCGUUCCCAUCCUCUCUUCCUUAGUGUUUGGUCGCCUACUUCAAGACUAGUGAAGGAGGAUGUCAAAAAGAUACAAAUUUGGGUCAAAAUCCAUGAUGUUCCUAUAGCAGCCUAUACGGAGGAUGGGUUGAGUAUGAUUGCUACGGCUAUUGGAGAGCCAAAAUUGUUAGAUUCGUACACCACAACUAUGUGUACGGAUGCUUGGGGAAGGAGUAGCUAUGCUAGAGCUUUGAUAGACGUUUCAGCUGAGAAUGAUUUUAAAGAGGAAAUAGUUAUAGCGGUGCCUGAGCUAGAAGGUGAGGGUUUCAUUAAUGUGAAGAUGGUCGUGGAAUAUGAAUGGAAUCCUUAUAGAUGUGACCAUUGUAAGGUCUUUGGACAUGACGAUGAGUCCUGCCCGAAUCAGCCUAGAAUGUACCCUAAGGAAGUGCCUAAUCAUCAGAAACAAAAUAGUGGGAAACAACCGCGUGGUCCGGUGAAGACUCCAGUUGUGGACAAAGAGGGUUUUAUGGAUGUGGAUCGCAAGAAAGCGGCUAGGAAAGCAGGGUUUCCUGUUAAUAAGCAGAAGCAGAAAUUUGAAUAUCGGCCGAUUGGAACUAAGCCUCAUGGUGGGGUUCCCACCUCGGGUCCGCCACCUACGGUCAAAACGCAUAAUCCUUUUGAUGUUUUAUCGGAUAAGGGUAAGAAUGUGGGUAAAACUGGUGAAGGUCAACAUGAUCAGCAGGACUUGGAUGAUGAAGAGGUUAUUGGAAGCUAUAAUGAAACGAAUGAAUUUAUGACUUCCGGGUUACCGAAAGCAGGGGCAAGCACCUCGUCCACAAGCUUCUCCAAUGGAUAG